Piliocolobus tephrosceles (Ugandan red Colobus) is the source of this 775-nucleotide messenger RNA. It is a transcript of the gene TZMP1, whose product is annotated as transition zone microprotein 1. Bases 216 to 383 code for a protein of 55 amino acids. The transcript is spliced from 2 exons. The record is from RefSeq and is a predicted model, not a curated record. NCBI's taxonomy places the organism in Eukaryota, Metazoa, Chordata, Mammalia, Primates, Cercopithecidae.
GCGGGCAAGGCCCCCGAUCACGUGAUCCCACCCCCCCCCCCCCCCCCCCCAACUCCGGGCGGAAGAGGCCGGCGACAGCUCUGCACGAAGCGAGUGGGCGGGCGCUCGUGCCCGGCUAAAAGAUGGCUGCUGCCGCCGGGCAGCCACCGCCUGGGAGGUUACUGUAAGGCCCGCAACUCCCGCCAGCUCCCGCGGACCGCUGCCGCCUCCUUACCAUGAAGCCAGUGAGUCGUCGCACGCUGGACUGGAUUUAUUCUGUGUUGCUGCUUGUCAUCGUUUUAAUCUCCUGGGGCUGCAUCAUCUAUGCUUCAAUGGUGUCUGCAAGACGACAGCUAACGAAGAAAUACCCAGACAAAAUCUUUGGGACGAAUGAAAAUUUGUAACUCCUCUGGAUUUACUUCUCUGGAAAUACAGUUCUUUCCCUCAUGCUUAGGUAGAUUUAAAAGUAAAAUUCAUAAUGCAAAGUUCCCAAGUUUAUUUUUGCAUUAUCUUUUAUAACAAGCACUAGUAUGCAAAUUUGCAGAAAUAUCAGGCACAUUUCACACUUCUUUUGCAGUUUUUGGUUUACUUGCUGCUUGCCAUCAUUUUAAUCAACUGGGGCUGCAUCAUCUAUGCUUCAAUGGUGUCUGCAAGACGACAGCUAAGGAAGAAAUACCCAGACAAAAUCUUUGGGACGAAUGAAAAUUUGUAACUCCUCUGGAUUUAAUUCUUUGAAAAUACAGUUCUUUCCCUCAUGCUUAUGUAGAUUUAAAAAUAAAAUUCAUAAUGCAAAGUU